This is a messenger RNA of Acyrthosiphon pisum (pea aphid), 1019 nucleotides long. Its product is annotated as piggyBac transposable element-derived protein 2-like. The annotation marks the transcript as partial. NCBI's taxonomy places the organism in Eukaryota, Metazoa, Arthropoda, Insecta, Hemiptera, Aphididae. The transcript has 3 exons. The record is from RefSeq and is a predicted model, not a curated record.
UUCCUAAAGUAAGGGAUUAUUGGAGCACACAUUUAGGUUUUGCCCCUAUAUACAAUGCUCUAAGUCAAAAACGCUCUGAAGCAAUUCGGGCAGUCUUACAUUUCAACAAUAAUGAAGAUAUGUUACCAAGAGCUUACCCUAAUUAUGAUCGACUUUUUAAACUGAGACCGCUUGUCAGUUAUUUGAAUAAUCAAUUUGGUAAAAUACCCUAUUCAAGGGACCUAUCGUUAGAUGAACAAAUGUGUUCAACUAAAGCAAGAAAUAUUUUAAAACAGCACAUGCCCAACAAACCCCAUAAGUGGGGUUACAAACUGUUUGUAAUAUGUGAUUAUAAAGGGUACUCAUAUAAUCUAGAAGUGUAUACAGGGCAGGAAAAUUAUCCCAAAUUUAAUGAUAUUGAUAUUGGUGCUAGUGUGCCAUUAAUGGAACAUCUUUAUGAUAGAGGUAUAUUAGGUCUGGGUACUGUUCGGCGAAAUAGAGUUCUGUACGUAACAGUUCCCAAUAAUCAACUUCCAGAUGAAAAACAAAUUAAGAAAGAAAAGCGUGGAUUUAUUGCAGAGAGAAUUGGUUCAUAUAAGUCAACACCAUUAUCCAUAACAACCUGGAAGGAUAAUAAAAUUGUAACUUUGUUAUCUACAUAUGCUGGUGCUGAACCCAAAAGUAUGUUGAAACGUUUCGAUCGACGAAUUAAAUCGAGAGUAGAUGUGGAUUGUCCUUUUGUUGUAAAAGAAUACAAUCAUUUUAUGGGAGGAGUUGACUUGUUAGAUGGCUUGAUAGGCAGAUACAAAAUUAAGCUUCGAUCAAGAAAAUGGUAUAUUCGGUUAUGGUACCAUUUUAUUGAUGUUUCCAUAGUAAAUUCAUGGCUUUUGUACAAAAGGUGUCAACAUGAAAACAAUGAGCUGGUGAACUACACAUUAGCUAACUGGAGAGCAGAAAUUGGUUCUACACUUACAAGUAGUGGAGUUUGUACACCAACAAGAGGUAGGCGAUCAAAUUCUUUGGAAGCUCUUAUGAAAAGG